Molecule: messenger RNA, 3281 nt
Organism: Poeciliopsis prolifica (blackstripe livebearer)
Lineage: Eukaryota; Metazoa; Chordata; Actinopteri; Cyprinodontiformes; Poeciliidae
Exons: 5
Coding region: 146-898 (250 amino acids)
Source: RefSeq, a predicted model, not a curated record
CCUCCCUGUCGAGGAGAAAAUAAACUACUACUACUUGACAAGAAAAGCUAAGGUUGGAUGAUAACAACGACAGUCAAAGUAUCCGGAGGACCAAAAAUCGGAAGGGCCAUAACGGCAGGCCUGCAAGCAGAACGCGUUUUUAAUCAUGGUUGAAAACAGCUUGGCAAAGCCUCUUGGGUUAGUUUUAAUCCUCACAGCUCACAUGGUUUUCUGUGACUCCAGCCAUGCAGAUGUCACUGGGAUUGUCGGACAAAACAUCUCACUUCACUUCAAAUUUAACACUACCAUCACAUAUAAGAGUAACUUUGUUGUCUAUAAAUGUUUAGGAAAGGAAGAAAAAAUCUCUGAAUAUCCAAAUUACAAAAAUGAAUUUGAGAUUUAUCCUGAAAAUUCUUCCAUACAGUAUCACAUGGCCAAUCUGAACCUAAACCAAAGUGAAACUUACUGGGCCAUUUCAGUCAUAGAUUUAAAAACAACACAUAGUAAUAAAGUGAAGCUGAUUGUUCGAGAGGAGAACCCAACCACCGCAGUUCCUCCAGAGACAAGCACCUUUACCAAAACAACUAACAAUGGAAGUUCCAGUUUCUCUUCCUCUCAGAUUGUCACAGUUAUUGUGGUUUCUCCAUUUCUUCUGCUUGUUGCAUUGCUUCCAUUCUUGGUCAUCUGUCUUCCAAAACCAAAAGACCAACCACAAGAAAGACCACAGAGAUUCUCAACUGCUACAACACAGGACACAGUUGAAGUGACAAUUAGUACGACUGACCACUCAUUGGUCUACAGCGUCCUGGACUUCCCAAAGAGACCCCCAUCAUCUGUGGAGCUGGGCUCCAAUGAGACAGAGUACGCCACAGUCAGCUACCUCCCAGAAAAGAAGCUGAGGCCCAACACCAAUAAAUGAAAGAGUGUAAAUCUUCAGAUUCUUUUCAGUUUCAGUAAAAGCCUUUAUACCCCAGAAUCUAAUAAUAUAUUUUUUGUAUGUAUGAUAAAUUGUUCUUUGACUGUCUUCACACAUUUUACAAUGUUUGUCAGGGGAACCAGUUUUUGUAUGAAAGACGUCACUGUCUGUGUGUUGAUCAGCUGACAUAAAGGGCAGGAGUUACUGUAACAAACCACAAAUAUCAAACUCACUAUUUCCUCGAACCAAAUCGUUUUGUUUCUUGUGAAACUGACAAAAUUUGAUCUUUACUUUAUUGUUAUGAGAAACUAGCUCAACUGGAAAUAUGCUUGAAAUAAUGUUAAUGCAUCAAAAUGGUGUUCCUUAUAUAACUUAUGAAAUAUUGCCCACUCUAUGUGGAAACAGACACAUCUGUUGGAAUCCAGAGCACAGAGUAAAAGAAAAACAACACACUGAUAAAAUCAGCUGUUAUUGCAGAAACAUAACCUUAAAAAGAUUGGAAACCUUGAAAUGAUGAAUAUUGAGAAAAAUCCAUUUAGUUUUUUUGUUCAAUAGGAGUUUGGGAUCCCAAUUUAAGAAAUUAAUAGCACAAUUGUUGACACCCCAACACUUUAUACAGCAACCCCCUUUUACCAACAGGAGAGCAUUUAGUAUUGUCUUAUAAAAUUUCACAAAGUAAAAACAUGGGGAGAUACGGACGUUUGGACAGUUUGUCUCUAAAUAAUACAAAUUCUUGAGUAGUAUCUUUAGUUCACCAGACAGGCUUUCAAUCAAAUUUAAGACCAAAAAUGCCCUGGAAGAAGGUUGAUUUUAUGCCUGUUUAACGAUUUCUGUCUUUAUUCAGUCAUAUGUUUUUGAAAAUGUUUCUAGUAAAAGAACUGCUUCAGCAUUCUGGCAGAGUCCACGAGAUAUUUAUUGUUAUCUUCUUGUACAGGAGUCCGGUGUGUUGGUGCAGGGAUGCAUUCAAACAUUGAAAGGCGGCAGCACUAGAGAACUGGAGUUCAUGACCUGUAUUGUCUCUGGAUUUGGCAAUUAUUACUGAGUGUUCAUAACGUCUUGCACUCUUGCUACAUGUUCCAAACUUCUGGAGAAAAAAACAAGCAUCCCACAUCAUCCAUCAUGCUUCUCCUUGUAUUCAUUGGCAGUAAGCACUCAGCUUGAAGUGGCUCAAUCUUGGUAUCAUCUGACACAGUUCCAAUUACAGUUCCUGUUGCGUUAGGCAAAAACAUGUUUGUGUUUUCUAACGUCACUUGCAGAUAAAGGAUUAACACGUAGAUAAAAUCUUGUGGUUGUCUGGGCAAUGUCUUUGCUACAGCUCUGAAACAGUUAGUUCUGAAAUAAGAGCUUUAUUUCUAUGGCAUAUUCUCUUGCUGUUUGCAUUUGUAAAAGACACCAAGAGCUGGGCUUCUUGGCUGUGCAAUAAGCAUACCCUGAAAAAUAAGACGACACAGAGAAGAGAUUUUAUAAGAAAAUUUAUUUGAGUUUAUUUACAUUCAUUUUCACACUGUUAUUGUGAUAUAUAUAAUAUUUCCAUAGCAUGGGAUCCUUACUAAUAAAUGUGUAAAAUUAAUGGUUAGAUUUUAUACAUUUUCAGCAUAGGGUCACAUUUAUGAGAAAAAGUGGGGAAUUUAUUUUCUGGUUUCUGGCACAUCUUUAUUUUAAAUUAUUAUUUGAAAUUCACAGGCAACACAGCAUUGCGGAUAUCUGGCUCUCAUAAAACAUACUGAAUCUCUCAAUGUAAAUACAAAACUUGAAAUACUUUUGAUUUUAAGACGUCAUUAAGGAUUUGUCAACAUUCGAUCUAAAAGUCAGUAAUUAAAUCCCUUUUUCAUCAGUGGUAUCUACAGCGUUUUUAAACCGUUUUACUCACCACCUCAAGGGCUCUUGGGUAAAAUGAAACCAUUUUAAGAACACAAUCCAAGUGUACAGAACCUCAAAUCAGCCUUGUCAGCUUUAAAAGUGUGAGUUUCCACAGCUCUUCUGUAUCCACAGCAGUUUGUACGUAUGCAGUCACAAUCUGACACUAUCUUACUGUCAUUUUCCCCUAGGACGGUCUUGAAAGUUCUCUGAUCCCUGGUGCUAAUUUGCUUAUCUCAUUUUUGUGAAUCGCUUUGUCAUAUAGUGACUGCUGUUGUGGACGUGUAAUGAUACUUAUGCAUUGGUAGAAAACAAGUAAAUUGACCAUGAAUCCAGGAUAUUGGUUAUUUUUUCAGAAGGGGAACUGCAAAUAAUGCAUUUAUUUUUUUCUACUUGUUCAUGAGAAAUUCUUUUUUCUCUUAUGGCUACAAUAAACUCAAAUAGGACAGUGAGAAUGUAUUCCUAGUUUUGUACAGCUCGGGUUUUCAAACUGCCUUUAAUAAAGCUGCUGUUUCCAAUAAUCUGAACC